Messenger RNA from Lentinula edodes (shiitake mushroom), 1233 nucleotides. RefSeq lists its product as uncharacterized. The coding region runs from base 274 to 1143 and encodes 289 amino acids. The record is from RefSeq and is a predicted model, not a curated record. The transcript has 6 exons. Lineage: Eukaryota; Fungi; Basidiomycota; Agaricomycetes; Agaricales; Omphalotaceae.
UCAGCCGAAGCUCUUUCGACGACGCCUGAAUUUCUUUUCCAACCCAUAAACACGAAUACUCGAUUGUAUUCUAAUAGUUCUAUAUCUCGAGGGCAUUAAUUAUAUACGACACUCGAGCUAUGUACCAUGCAACCGCGUUCAUGAAUCACGAUUUUCGAUUAGUUCUGUAUCCGAAGAAGCUCGGAAGAAGAUCUGUUACAUUAUUGAACAAAGUUCCAACCAUGCCAAAGUAAAACCCCUCAAGCACUCUGGACCACUGCCAUCAGUAUCCCAAUGCCUAUGAGAUACCCAGUAACGAGCAGCGAGCUACACACUGCGACUCAAGCGACAAUCGAAGGCUUGAAAUCAUUGCGCCUCGAUUGUUGUCUUGUAGGUAGCGUUGCAUGUUGCGCGUACGGAAUGUCCAGGGUGCCCAACGACAUCGAUAUGGUCGUUUUGACAUCUCGAUAUACUCAAGAAGAGCUCAAGAAUCUCCUGGUCCAAUACAAUUCUACAUUUUACCUCAUUGCAUCCAAAGAUCCACUGGCGACAUAUCGAGUGCUGUGGUUCAGACUUGCUGGAUAUCGUCGCUCUUGUAAAGUUGAUUUGCUCCUCCCUGGAACCAUGAACAUUCCAUCUGUGGAUCCUAGUCGUAUCUAUCGAGUUGGGAAUACCCGCCAGACGGACAAUAUCUAUUUUUCAGUUCUGUCCGCCAAAUACCCAUUGAUGCCUUUCCUCCCUCUUCUUUUGCUCAAAUUACAAGCCUGGCAAGAUCACGGUGAAUCUGCCAAGCUCUUCAUGCGUGACAAGCAACCAACCGAUGUACAAGACAUUCUGGAGCUGCUUCGGCUCGCUGAGCAGAACUAUGCGCUUUCUGAUACCACGGGAAUCACUGCCACUGUUGGUUCUGAUACCACCCAAAUCCAAAUAAAACAAUCCAGCUUAUUGAAGCGAGAAGAACCCUAUUUGCCAAAAUCAUUCAUCGAAACUGCAAAAACAAGGGUGAGGAAGUUCGCUCAAAUGUAUCCACGGUCAGAGAAGCAGUGGAUAAUGAUAGGAUUCGAGAUAAACAGCGGUGUGGCUUUUCGUGCUACAACUAGAUCGACACAAAGUAGUGUGCGAAGGCUUGAAAAUAUGAUGAGCUCGAUGGCAUUGAAUUUCUAGAACGACUACUUCCAUAGGUAUAUACUAACUCAUAUUAUGUGUAGCUCGCAAUACUGCAGGUCAUCAAUUAUAUGUAGACGUCGACAAUUC